AUGGAGCAGAAUGGGGGAGCCUGUGGGAACCCUGGGGGCAUGGAGCAGAAUGGGGGAGCCUGUGGGAACCCUGGGGGCAUGGAGCAGAAUGAGGGAGCCUGCGGGCACCCUGGGGGCAUGGAGCAGAAUGAGGGAGCCUCUGGGCACCCUGGGGGCAUGGAGCAGAAUGGGGGAGCCUGCGGGUACCCUGGAGGCGUGGUGAAGCGGGAGGUUCCCCAGGUUCGUGUCCACUGUGUGCUGGGUCUUGCUUCUUCUGGACGCGUCACAAGCCCCAGGGUAGUGCAGAGGGUGGGGGCAAGCUUGGAGGGUACCCUCGGGGACUCAAGGCCAGGUGCCUGGGAGCGCAUCUUCAGCUUGCUGGCCACCAUGGUCACUGCAGCAUCCAGGCCCACAUGUGCCCAGACACUUCCCUUGGCCAUCACAGGGCUAGGGGACAACCUUGCAAAUAUCUCGAGUAAAGCAGUGGAGGAAAUGGACUCAGCACGCGCCAAGGUCCUGAGACAGGAGGACCUGCAGGAGCGAGCGGAGCACCAGAAGGGUGGUGCACCCCCUCUACAGUACGUGGAAGCCCUCAUGCAUGUGGGCACUGCCAGAAACAUGGACCGAAAGAAGAAGACAGCAGCAAUGCCCAACUCCCCGGCCGAGGUGAAGACACAGCUCCGGUCCACGCCACCCAGCAUGCCACCACCACCACCUGCCACGGUCCAGGGAGCCUCAAGGCACCCCUCCUUCACACCCCACACAAAUGGAGCGGAUGGGCCUGUGACGUUUCUGCCCCCUGGCCGUAAUCAUGGCUGCUUAAAGUGGUCCAUGGUCUGUCUCUUGAUGAGCGGCAGCAGCCACUCGCCGACAGGCAUCAACGGUGCGCCGUCCACACCCAGCGGCUUCAGCAAUGGCCCGGCCACCUCGUCCACGGCCUCCUUGUCCACUCAGCACCUGCCCCCGGCCUGCGGCGCCCGGCAGCUCAGCAAACUCAAGCGCUUCCUCACCACGCUGCAGCAGUUCGGCAGCGACAUCUCCCCAGAGAUCGGCGAGCGGGUGCGCACGCUGGUGUUGGGGCUCGUGAACUCCACGCUGACCAUCGAAGAAUUUCACUCCAAGCUCCAGGAGGCCACCAACUUCCCCCUGCGGCCAUUUGUCAUCCCCUUUCUGAAGGCCAACCUGCCCCUGCUGCAGUGUGAGCUUCUUUACUGCGCCCGCCUGGCCAAGAAGACACCCGCCCAGUACCUGGCCCAGCACGAGCAGCUCCUCCUGGAUGCCAAUGCCUCUUCCCCGGUUGACUCCUCAGAGCUCCUGCUCGAAGUCAACCAGAAUGGCAAGAGGAGGACCCCCGAUAGGACCAAAGAGAACGGGUCAGACAGAGACCCACUGCACCCUGACCACCUCAGCAAACGGCCAUGCACGCUGAGCCCUGCCCAACGCUACAGCCCUAGCAACGGGUUUAGCCACCAGCCCAAUGGGCUGCCCCACCCCAACCCACCUCCGCCCCAGCACUACCGCCUGGAGGACAUGGCUAUGGCCCACCACUUCCGAGAUGCCUACCGCCACCCUGAGUCCCGGGAGCUGCGGGAGCGCCAUCGGCAAAUUGCAGUGCACGGGUCUCGACAGGAGGAGAUCAUUGACCACAGGCUUACAGACCGCGAGUGGGCUGAGGAGUGGAAGCAUCUCAACAAUCUCCUCAACUGCAUCAUGGACAUGGUGGAGAAGACGCGGCGCUCGCUGACCGUCCUACGCCGGUGCCAGGAGGCCGACCGCGAGGAGCUCAACCACUGGCUGCGGCGCUACAGCGACACCGAGGACCUCAAGAAGGUGCCCCCGUCCACCGUGCGCCCCCUCGGCACCUCCGUGGAGGGACCUCCUACAGAAGCCCACCGGGAGUUCAUGCCUAGGACGCUGCCCGGCUACAUGCCGGAGGAGGUGUGGAAGAAAGCCGAGGAGGCGGUGAACGAGGUGAAGCGUCAGGCCAUGUCCGAGCUGCAGAAGGCCGUGUCAGACGCCGAGCGCAAGGCCCACGAGCUCAUCAGCACCGAGCGCGCCAAGAUGGAGCGGGCGCUGGCCGAGGCCAAGCGACAGGCCUCCGAGGACGCGCUGACCGUGAUCAACCAGCAGGAGGACUCGAGCGAGAGCUGCUGGAACUGUGGGCGGAAGGCCAGUGAGACGUGCAGUGGCUGCAACGCCGCGCGCUACUGCGGCUCCUUCUGUCAGCACAAGGACUGGGAGAAGCAUCACCACGUGUGUGGCCAGGGUCUGCAGGGCUCCGCGGCCACGGGCACCGGCCAGCCCGACAACCCCACCGGCCCUGCGCUGCCCCUGGGCUCGGCCAGCCCCAGUGAGGCUGGCUCCGCAGCACCCUCACGGCCUGGCUCCCCGGGCCCGCCUGGCCCACUUGACGCUGCACCCCGCUGA
This is a messenger RNA of Elephantulus edwardii (Cape elephant shrew), 2406 nucleotides long. It is a transcript of the gene CBFA2T3, whose product is annotated as core-binding factor, runt domain, alpha subunit 2; translocated to, 3. Gene Ontology annotation, cellular component: nucleus. The record is from RefSeq and is a predicted model, not a curated record. NCBI's taxonomy places the organism in Eukaryota, Metazoa, Chordata, Mammalia, Macroscelidea, Macroscelididae. The transcript has 16 exons. Gene Ontology annotation, molecular function: transcription corepressor activity. The coding region runs from base 1 to 2406 and encodes 801 amino acids. Gene Ontology annotation, biological process: negative regulation of DNA-templated transcription; DNA-templated transcription.